This is a messenger RNA of Pistacia vera, 2256 nucleotides long. RefSeq names its product pentatricopeptide repeat-containing protein At5g46100-like. The record is from RefSeq and is a predicted model, not a curated record. Lineage: Eukaryota; Viridiplantae; Streptophyta; Magnoliopsida; Sapindales; Anacardiaceae. Bases 377 to 1825 code for a protein of 482 amino acids. Gene Ontology annotation, molecular function: protein binding. The transcript has a single exon.
CAUGUGUUCUAUCAGCCAUCAUUCAAAUCUCACUUGUGUCCAAACAUGUUCUAUUAAUUUACUUUCUUCAGGCGGUCAAAGUGAGAAUUCAGAUGUUAGGAGAUUGAAGAUGAAAAGUUAAAGCGGGAAAUAAGUUUGUGACCUACGGUAUGUAAGCUAUUAUUUCCUUUCUUUAACCCUGCGCAAAUCUCGUUAUUUCGAUGUUGCAUGUGUUUAACGCCGGCGUACACCACUUGUUCGAUGAAACGACUAAGAGAAGAUGACAACAAGUUUUUUGUGAAUCCGAUUGUGGUUUAUUAAUCUCUUUCUCUUACGCCGCUACAUAUAUUGAUUAUAUAUUAUUAUUAUCAUUAUUAUUAUUAUUAUUAUUGUAGUAAUGGGUGCUAAGUCUAUGUUAAAAUGGUCGAAACAAAUAACACCUGCCCAAGUAGUGCAGCUCAUACGAGCUGAAAAGGAUGUGAACAAGGCCCUUGUCAUAUUUGAUUCGGCAACAGCUGAGUAUGCUAACGGUUUCAAGCAUGAUGAAGCCACAUUUGGUCUUAUGAUCUCUAGAUUAGUCUCUGCUAAUCAUUUUAAACAAGCUGAGGAUCUUCUUGAUAGAAUGAAGAAAGAGAGUUGUAACAUCAAAGAAAAUAUAUUGCUCUCUAUUUGUAGAGGCUAUGGUCGUGUUCACCGCCCGGUGGAUGCCAUCAGGGUUUUCCAUAGGAUGAAGGAGUUUGAGUGCGAACCUACUGAAAAGUCUUACGUUACCGUGUUUGAUAUUCUUGUUGAAGAGAAUCAGUUAAGGACCGCAUUUAGAUUUUAUAAGUAUAUGAAAAAAAUGGGUAUUCCGACUAGUGUUGCUUCCCUUAAUGUUUUGAUCAAAGCUCUUUGUAAGAACAGUGGGACAAUUGAUGCUGCUAUUAGAAUAUUUCAUGAGAUGCCUAACCGCUGGUGCACUCCUGAUUCGUAUACGUAUGGUACUUUGAUCAAUGGGUUGUGUAGAUUGGGAAAGAUAGAUGAAGCAAAGGAGCUGUUCAAAGAGAUGGAGAUAAAAGGAUGUUCACCAAGUGUUGUUACUUACACCUCUUUAAUACAUGGUUUGUGCAAAUGUGGGAAUGUAGAUGAAGCUACAGGAUUGUUUGAAGAGAUGAGGAGCAAAGGCAUCGAGCCAAAUGUGUUUACUUAUAGUUCUUUAAUGGAUGGACUGUGCAAGGAAGGAUGUUCUUCACAAGCUAUGGAGUUAUUUGAGAUGAUGAUUAGCAAACGUCAUAGACCUAAUGUGAUAACGUAUAGUAUUUUAAUGAAUGGUCUCUGUAAAGAAGGGAAACUCCGAGAAGCCGUGGAAAUUCUUGAUAGGAUGAAGCUUCAGGGCUUCAAACCAGAUGCAGGGUUAUAUGGAAAGAUCAUUACUGGUUUCUGUGAUAUCAGCAAGUUUCAAGAGGCUGCAAACUUCCUUGAUGAAAUGGUCCUUCAGGGAAUUUCACCAAAUCGAUUAACUUGGAGUCUCCAUGCUAGGAUUCAUAAUACGGUGGUUCAAGGCCUUUGUAAAAGUGAUGCUAAUCGAGCAUUUCAAGUGUAUCUAUGUAUGCGGACUAGGGGUAUCUCAAUCGAGGCUGGGACUUAUGGCUUACUCAUAACAUGUUUUUGUAAGAAAGGUGACCUUCAUAAAGCUGCUCGCAUUGUUGAUGAAAUGGUUCUUGAUGGAUGCGUUCCAGAUGAGGGAACAUGGAGUGUGGUGGUGAGUGGAUUUUGGGAUAGGCAGAAAGUGCGACAAGCUGCUCAGGUGGAGUUAAUAAACAAAUUUGUUGAACAUGAAGAAGACAUCCGAAAUCAAGAUGCAUGAUUCCAAACUGCGACGUAUUGUGUAGCGUAACAUUUAACUUACUUUUAACCAUGUGAAAUUUUAAUGUACUUCCCUACAGCACCAUGAAUUUCUCAUAAAAAAGCCAUCAACAAUGUUUUGGUUGCGAAACUUGGAAGUAUUUUAUGCUUUUUUCAAUAAUUUAACAGGUUACAGAGUUCAUAUAGGUAAAAUGUCAAGUUCUUGCGUAGAUUGGAAGUUUGGAACACGGGAAACUGUGUGAUCUCUUGGAAAAUAGAAAUGCUUAAGUUCUUUUUUCACAGUUGUUUCUGCAUGUAAUGAAAGAAAGGGAAAGAGGUUGCGUCAUUUUACAUUCUGUCCAACUGUCACUCUUUAUAAUCUGUGACUGUAAUUUUCUUUGUCUUGUAAGUUGUGCAACAAACGAUACUAUUUUCAAAAUAAUUUUAAGUUUG